AUGCCGGCGAAGGAGUUCUCCGCUUUCCACACCGCGGACGGAGCUGCGAUGCAGGUGGUGAAAGAAUCAGGGGCCUCGAUUGGAGCCUCAAACCCGCAUAUACCCCAUUUUAUGGGGAAGAACAUGGCACUAUCGCAACAGCGGCUACGACAUCCUCAUUUUUUCCCCACAUCUUUCGAGGUCGUCAACAAAAGUGCGACGGCGGCUGAAAUUCGGGAUUUCUGCCGUCAGCUGAAAUCUCCACGCUCCCCGGGAGAUCUUCGCAACCUGGACGCGCAUACGAACGAGCUUCCGACAAACAUGACCUACGUAUCAAAUCAGCAUGCCGUGGAUACGUAUUUGGAGGAAGGCAGCAUCAGUGACAGAACGCUUGUCUGGAAGCAGGACCUGAGAAUUGUGCCGCUUUCGGCUGCCAUCUACCUUCUAUGUUACUUGGAUAGUUCGAAUACGAAUAUAGGUGAAUCCCUGCCCUCGGACAAUUGGAAUAACUAUAUGAAAAAUAUGUUGAGAUUAACACUCCCACUAGGAAAUGCAAAAGAUUGCCCUGAUGAUUUCCCUCAUGCAUAUGCCCUCUUCGAAGUACCAUCGAACUAUUUUUUCAAGACGUUAAACCUAGUACCACGUUUCGGCUGCGUAGAGAUGGAUUACUUUAAUAACUACGCCACUGUCACAGUGCUGCGUCUGCUUCUAGGCAUCUUUGAAGCCGGCCUGUUCCCAAGCUUGUGUUUUAUCUCACUUUCUGCUUUUGCUACCCUUGUGGGUGCUUUUGGUAGUGCCAUCGCCUUCGCUGUUGGACAUAUGAAUGGAACUCGGGGCUUAUCCGGCUGGCGAUGGCUCUUCAUCCUCGAAGGCAUCCCUUCAUGCGCAUCUGCGAUUUUGGUGUACUUCUUCCUUCCUGACUACCCAGAAACCAGCCUCUUGGCUCUCACCGGCAGAGAAGGAGCUUGCGAAGGAGAGGCUAAGAGUGGAGGGCUCUAA
Molecule: messenger RNA, 978 nt
Organism: Blastomyces gilchristii SLH14081
Lineage: Eukaryota; Fungi; Ascomycota; Eurotiomycetes; Onygenales; Ajellomycetaceae
Product: MFS transporter
Exons: 6
Coding region: 1-978 (325 amino acids)
Cellular component (GO): membrane
Molecular function (GO): transmembrane transporter activity
Source: RefSeq, a predicted model, not a curated record